This is a messenger RNA of Tribolium castaneum (red flour beetle), 2386 nucleotides long. RefSeq lists its product as uncharacterized. The record is from RefSeq and is a predicted model, not a curated record. Gene Ontology annotation, biological process: cilium movement; outer dynein arm assembly. Lineage: Eukaryota; Metazoa; Arthropoda; Insecta; Coleoptera; Tenebrionidae. The transcript is spliced from 10 exons. Gene Ontology annotation, molecular function: dynein heavy chain binding; dynein light chain binding. Gene Ontology annotation, cellular component: outer dynein arm. Bases 121 to 2325 code for a protein of 734 amino acids.
AUUUGUUGAUAAGUUACAGAAUCACUACGUUGUCAAGACAACGCGUAAAUAUUGUCAGUUCAUGGCCCUUGGCUAAUGUCAGUGUAAAUUUGUCACUUAAAUGUAAUAAUCCUCGAUAAAAUGCCUCCAACAACGUCCAUCAAAAAAGUUUUAAAUACAAAAACUUUGAAAAAAAGUCGCCAAAGUAACACUCGCGUCGAGGACGGAGACGACUUAGAAGAAUGGAAAAAGUCCAAGCAGUUGUUACGCCCAAAAGACCAGCUCGAAUUAAGCGAAGGAGAAUUAAAAGACAUAAUCGCCCGACAGCUAGGAACAAAUGACCCUCUAAUUCCGCACAAUUUGGUCCAAUUCAACUAUGCCCAAGGAGGGUUCGAGCUGAUGCCACCUGCAGGCCCUAUGAUUGUUGUUUACGAAGCGCAAGGCACCCAAGUGCAUAAGGAAUCCGAGGAGGCGAAAAAACAAGUCGUUGAGCAAGGACUUGACCCUGCGAUUUUGGAAAUCAGCCAAAGUACCGAAACACUUGCGGUGGAAGAACCAAUCCCGGUAAUCCCCGAGGAAGUAAUUGAAGAAGUCGCAGCUGAAGAAAGUGAAAAACCGGAGGAGGAAACCGAAGCUGAGGAAGGCGAAGGUGAAGGCGAGGGCGAAGGAGAGGGUGAGGGCGAAGGCGAAGGCGAAAGUAUCAGGCCUGAGGAUGACGAGGAUAAACCGCAAACUGGAGGAAAACCGAAAAAAUUAACCAACCAGUUUAAUUUUUGCGAGCGCGCUGCGCUUACGUAUAAUAAUCCAAUGCGGACGCAGGAAACUCAAACUAUUCCUCCACCCAUGGGGACUUUCUCGGCUAAUGUUUUACAGUGGAUAAUUUACGAUGCUUACCAGGAGGAUUUUGAGGCACAGCAGUUGGAAAAAGAGCUUGAGAGGGAACGGAAGGAGAAGGAAAAAGCGCCGGUUUCCAGACACCAAGCCAUGGCCAAAAAACUGGUCGGGAAAGCGCAUCAGUUGAGCGAAGCGGUCCAAGGACGGGUCUUGGAAUGUUGGAAGGUCUUGGAACGGAUGGUUAACCAAAAUACUUUCGAUGAUAUUGCAAAAGAUUACAGGUAUUGGGAGGACCCGUCUGACGAAUUUCGAGAUGAGGAGGGCACUUUGUUGCCUUUGUGGAAGUUCCAUUACGAUAAAACGCGGAAAAAUACAGUUACUGAUAUUGAGUGGAACCCACACUAUUACGACUUGUUUGCAGUUUGCUUCGGUUUCUUGGAUUUUAUGAAACCGCUAGAAGAAGGCGCUGUUUGUCUUUUCACUUUAAAAAAUCCCUCAUUUCCCGACUAUAUCUGCAUGACGGAUUCCGCAGUCAUGUGUGUCGAUACCCACCCUAAAUAUCCUUACAUGGUGGUAAUAGGAUUAUAUGAUGGUAGUGUUAGUGUUUACAACGUUCAAGCCACUUGUAAACAACCUGCCUUUAGAAGCAAUAAUGUCACAAAUAAGCACAGAGGCAUUGUGUGGGAAGUUAAAUGGGCACCUGAUUUGCCCGACGGUGAAAUGAAUUUUUACUCGGUGUCGGAGGAUGGUAAAAUCAAUAACUGGGUUUUAAUGCAAAAUGAUUUAGCGGUGACGACUAUUAUUACCCUGUUUUUGGCCAAAGAUGAAGUUUUUGGACCCGAUGGAACGAAAUUAAAAGUGAAAGGUUGCGCUUCAUGUGUUAAGUUUCAUCCUAAACAACCUCUCAUUUAUUUGGUUGGCACGGAAGAAGGCCAUAUCUACAAAUGUAGUACUGCGUACAGUUCUAUGUUUCUCCUAACUUACGAAGCACACCACAUGCCGGUCUAUAGAAUAGAUUUUAAUCGGUAUAAUUCUGAUAUUUUUAUAUCGUGUAGUGGUGACUGGAGAAUUAAAAUUUGGGAGGACAACAGAUUGGAGCCACUUUUCGUUUUCGAUGUUGGCGCUUGUGUUGGCGACGUAAAGUGGGCCCCUUAUUCCUCAACUGUCUUUGCAGCAGUAACGAGUGAAGGCAAAGUCUACGUUUUUGAUUUAAACGUAAAUAAAUACAAACCGAUUUGUGUCCAAGCAAUUGUAUCCAAACGGAGAAAUAAACUGACACGGAUUUCCUUCAAUCCGAAAUUGCCUAUUAUAAUUGUUGGAGAUGACAAGGGUUGUGUACAAACUUUAAAAUUGUCACCCAAUUUAAGAAUUCCUUGUAAGGCCCCAAAGAAACAACAACAUUUGGAUCAAUGGACCCUUCAAUGUAUGAAGUUGGACAAAUUGCUGUCGCUAGUGAGGGAACCAGGAGCGUUAGAUCUUCCCGAGGAUACGGCAGAGUCAAUAGAGUCAUAAGCGUAUUUUAUCGGUAAACUUUAUUAACAUUGAAUAAACUUCUACAUAAAUAUCUAAACAA